Molecule: messenger RNA, 1155 nt
Organism: Pistacia vera
Lineage: Eukaryota; Viridiplantae; Streptophyta; Magnoliopsida; Sapindales; Anacardiaceae
Product: F-box protein PP2-A12
Exons: 3
Coding region: 272-1126 (284 amino acids)
Molecular function (GO): protein binding
Source: RefSeq, a predicted model, not a curated record
UAUUUUUUUUCUCAGUGGGGACUCUCCAUUUUAGAAUUUCUCUUUAUCCCUUUUCUUACACUUUCUUUUUUCUCAUCUCUCAUAGCCUGAAAGGCCAAUUAAUAUCUCUCUCUAUCUUUUACACAUACAUGAUCAAGAAAAUGUUGAAACUUUCUUCAAUCUCUCCUCCCACCUCCGAACUCUUUUAUUACCUUCUUCUCUAUCUGUAAACCUUUGGUUUCUUGAUAUACAGAACGGUCUUGUUUCUUUUAUUUGUUUUUUGUUUUUAUUUAUGGGGGUUGGAGUGUCUGAUCUUGCAGCUGAGACUGAUUCAUAUUCAAGGUCACCUGGUCUGGGGGAUAUACCUGAAAAUUGUAUAUCGUCUAUUCUUUUGCACUUUGAUCCUCCGGAGAUUUGUAAAUUGGCACUGUUGAACAGGACUUUUCACGGCGCUUCUUUGGCUGAUUUUGUGUGGGAAACCAAGUUACCAUCAAAUUAUAAGUUUCUUGUCAAGAAAGUUCUUGAUGAGAAUCCAGAAAAUAUAAGCAAGAAAGAAAUUUAUGCAAGAUUGUGUCUUCCUAGUCGCUUCGACAAUGGCACCAAGGAAGCAUGGUUGGAUAAGGGUAGUGGUAAAAUUUGUGUGUCCAUUUCUGCAAAGGCAAUGAAAAUCACAGGGAUCGAUGAUCGAAGAUAUUGGAAUCACAUUCCAACGGAGGAAUCCAGGUUUCACACAGUGGCAUAUCUUCAACAAAUAUGGUGGUAUGAAGCGAUAGGAGAAUUAGAGUUUGAGUUUCCUCCAGGGAGCUACAGUAUAUUUUUCAGACUGCAGCUUGGGAAAGCUUCAAGAAGAUUUGGCAGAAGGGUUUGUAAUUUGGAACAAGUUCAUGGGUGGGACAUUAAACCUGUGAGGUUUCAGUUAUCGACUUCAAAUGGACAGCAAGCCAUUUCUGAAUGUUGUUUAUAUGAACAAGGGAACUGGGUUCUCUACCAUGUUGGUGAUUUCGCCAUUGACAACAACUCUCACGACAUGCUUACUAAGAUCAAAUUCUCAAUGAUGCAGAUCGAUUGUACACAUACAAAAGGAGGGUUAUGUUUAGAUUCUGUGUCGAUAUAUCCAAGUGAAUUCCGAGAAAGAUUAAAAAAAUAAGUUUUAAGUUUGUCAGGUGAUCUUGCAGU